GAACGUUCAGCGGGUUUGAUACAUUUCAGGUUCCAUUGAGAAAACCCCGAGUCGGACCCUAGUGGCCGCCGGUGGGAGCCCGGGUUCCCCCCUCCCCGCCAGCGGGACGGUGCCGAGACACAAGCUGGGAGCCCGGGGCCCGUCUCCCCGCGCCGGGGCUCCGAACCCUCCCUCCCCAGCCCUGGGAGCGCCUGGCGGGCAUGAGAGCCGGGUGCCUGCCACCCUCCCGCGUUGCCACCGACCUGCCGCCGUCCGAGCAGCCGGAGGAGGGACCGGGCACGCUGACUGCCGAGCAAUGUCCAGGAGGAAACAGAGCAACCCCAGGCAGAUCAAACGUUCCUUUGGGGAGAUGGAGGAAGGUGACGACGUCCCGGCGGAGGAGAAUAGCCAAGCUGAGAGAGAGGGUGCAGCAUCAGCCCAAAAUGGAUCUGCAGAGUGUGAUGCCUCAAGCCCUGCUGGCGGUGAAGAAGCAGAGUCCAAAGAAGCCUCGGAAAGUCCGAAGGAGUCAAAAAAGGAGGAGCCUGGAGAAAAUCCGCAGGAGCCGAACCCAUGGACUGGGCCAGAUGAGCUGGAGCUGGUCACGGUGGAGGGGGAGAGCAGAGUGCGUGCUAGGCGGAGCCUGCCGGAGGGAUUGUCCUGGGGGCCGUACCCAGGGAAUAUCCACAGCGAGCCAGCGUCUCCAGGGCAGAGCGAGACGAGUCCGCCUGUGACGCUGAUGCUGGGGGACGAGCGCUGCUGGCUGUCCAGGCUGACCCUGGUGUCCGGAGAAGCCGACGCCAACUCGGUGAUCUACAGGAAGGGUGAAUUGAUCUGGUGCAAAACCACCCAGGCCAUUGUGGAAAAGGAGCUGCUGAGUGCCUUUGUUAUGGCCGAGCCACAGGGCAUCCCGAACCACACUGUGAAAUCGGAGCCCGGGGACUCCACCUACCCAGCCAUGCUGCAUGCGGACAUACAGCUUCUGCCCCAGCAGGCGGGCAUGGCAGCCAUCCUGGCCACAGCUGUCGUUAACAAGGAUGUCUUCCCCUGCAAGGACUGCGGCAUCUGGUACCGGAGCGAGCGGAACCUGCAGGCCCACCUCAUGUACUACUGCGCCAGCCGCCAGAGCUCCAGCUCGCCCGCCGUGGACGAGAAGCCCAAGGAGACCUACCCCAACGAGCGCGUCUGCCCCUUCCCGCAGUGCAAGAAGAGCUGCCCCAGCGCCAGCUCCCUGGAGAUUCACAUGCGCAGUCACAGCGGAGAGAGGCCGUUCGUGUGCCUGAUCUGCCUCUCCGCCUUCACCACGAAAGCCAACUGUGAGCGUCACCUGAAGGUGCACACGGACACUCUGAACGGAGUCUGCCACAGCUGCGGCUUUAUUUCCACCACCCGGGACAUCCUGUACAGCCACUUGGUAACCAACCACAUGAUCUGCCAGCCAGGCUCCAAGGGCGAGGUGUAUUCUCCUGGGCCCGGGCUCCCAGCCGCCAAGCCACUGGCGCCAGGUACGAGCCAGCCGAGCGGGACCCCCAUCCUGAAGUGCAGCCUCUGCGGCUCCGUGGCCGACAGCCUGGCCAGCCUCCGGCAGCACGUGGUACUGCAUGGCCCGCCGCCCGCUGUCUUCGGAGGGGCAGAGCCCACAUCGGCCCUGGCACAGCCGGAGUCCCCUGCCAACCCCCAGGCGGUGAAGCCGUCCCUGGCGGACGAGGUGGAGAACGGCGAGGCCAGGCCCCCCCAGGCAGAAGGCUGCCCCUCAGCCUCGUCUUCCUCAGGUGAGGUGGCACCACCCCUCAGGAUCAAGGAGGAGCCCACGGACAGCCCCGGAGGGGAGGGUGAGGUGGCCAAAGGCACCCCCCCGGCAGAGCCGGCUGCCAGCCCCAGGUCGGAGCCGGAAGCCUCCUCUAGGGCCUCGUCCCCGCGCAGCCUGCACUCGGUGAAGGUGAAGUCGGAGAUCGCCAGCCCCACGCCGGGGUCUAGCCCGGUGCCCAGCGAGCCGGGGGUGGGCACAGCCGGCGGCACCGUCUUCCUGCCCCAGUACGUGUUCGGCCACGAGGCCACGGUCGUGCCCCAGGCCUCCGAGAUCCUGGCCAAGAUGUCCGAACUGGUGCACAGCCGGCUCAAGCAGGGGCACGGCACGGUGCCCCCGGCCCUCUACCCCAGCACCCCGGUGCCCAAGGGCGCCACCUGCUUCGAGUGCGAGAUCACCUUCAACAACAUCAACAACUACUACGUGCACAAGCGCCUCUACUGCUCCAGCCGCCACCUGGCCGAGGACAGCCCGCCCGGCGCCCGCAAGGCCAAAGCCCCGCCCGCCACCCCCAAGGGCCCGGCCACGCCCGGGGCUCUGCUCUCACCCCAGCCGCCCGCGGCCGUCGAAGGCCAGGGGCCGCCCUCGCAGGAAGGGGAGGCUGAGAGGGACGCCAGCCCGCCUGCCCCUGCCGCAGAGGCCAAGCCGGAGAUCAAGGUGGAGGAGGGCGGUGCCAAGGCAGGCUCCCCCGAGGCGGAUGGGGCCGGCCGGGCCAGCGAGGACAGCCAGAGCCCCAGCAGCUCGGUGGAUGACGCGGACGACGACCCCAGCAAGACGGUGUGCGAGGCGUGCAACAUCCGCUUCAGCCGCCACGAGACCUACAUGGUGCACAAGCGCUUCUACUGCGCCUCGCGCCACGACCCGCCCCUGCGCCGGCCCAACGCCCCCAAGGUGCCCUUCCUGCACCAGCCCGUCCGCACCCGCAAGCGCCGCAAGCUCUACGAAAUCCACGGCGCCGCCAGCCCUGCCCUGGGACCGGCCCACCACCUGGUUGAGCAGCUGGCAGGGGGCCUGGCCGGCGCCGCAGACCCGCUGGCAGGGGGCACCCGACCCGAGGUCCCUCCCAUGCUGUCGGCUCUCAUCUCUGUGGCUAAGGUCCAUAGCACCGCCCCCUCCCCCAGCUCCAGCCCCGAUGCCGACGGCCCCAUUGACUUGAGCAAGAAGCCCCGGCUGCAGGGCGAGGUGCUGCCCGCCUCACUGCCGCCCCUGGCGGACUACCACGAGUGCACGGCCUGCCGCAUCAGCUUCAACAGCCUGGACAGCUACCUGGCCCACAAGAAGUACUACUGCCCCGCCGUGCCCCUCCAGGCCGGCACCCUGCAGCAGCUGCACCAGAUCAAGGGGCCCGCGCCCCCCCCCUCGAAAGGCCGGGGCAGUGGUGCCCCUGAGAGCCCGGACGUGCCGGGCGAGGAGCCCGACGGGGUGCGGGUCAAGGUGGAGAAGGCGGUGCUGUCGGCGAGCCCCGGGGCCCUGGUGGCCAAACCCCUGGCCCUGCCAGCCACGUACCCCUGUGCCUCCGGCGUGGACUCCCUGCAGCGCUACACCAGCCCCAAAGCCCUCCCCCUCCUGGGGGCCAAGGUCCCGCUGGCCGGCUGCCCCUACUGCCCACUCAAUGGGGCCGUCAAGGGAGACCUGCUCGAGCACUUCCGUAACGCCCACGGGCUCCUCGGAGCCGGCCCCGGACUGCCAGAGGCCGUGCUCCAAGCUGCCGCCAGGACACCGGCCGGCUGCGCUCCGGAGAGCAGCCUGCCUCCCCUGCCCGCGGCCUCCCCACCCCAGCCCCUCGCCAGGCUCCGCAAGGACAGCUUCAACGGCAAGGAGCCCGCCGCUUCCUCGGCCUCCAACGGCAGCCCCCUGCCCGCAGGCUCCCCCCGGCCCAGCCUGCCCGUCUCGCCCGCCGCCCCUUUGAACGUGUCACCGGUGCCUGAGGCUCUGAGGGAGCCUGGGCUCACGCCCGGCUACACGGACAAGAGCGUGCAGACGGCGCCCAGCAAGGCCCUGCUCAGCCCCGUCCCCAACGGCAACCACAGAUACUGUCGCCUCUGCAACAUCAAGUUCAGCAGCCUGUCCACCUUCAUCGCCCACAAGAAGUAUUACUGCUCCUCCCACGCCGCCGAGCACGUCAAGUGACCCUGCCCCACCCCAGCUCACGCCCCGCGGCGCUGGCUCCGGCCCGGCGACGGAUUCGAAAGCGGGACUCGCCCCAAGCCAGGGCCCUGCGGGAGGCUGGAACGGGGGGCGGGGGGGCGGCUCUUCUGAAAGUGUCCACUGAGGCCGAGAGAGGGACACACCCAGCCUGCGCUGGACCCAUGCCCAUGGCUACAUGCUGCCCCCCUGUAUGUUACACAAGCUGGAGGGAGGGAGUGUUCCCUGCUACCGCAUUCUGGGUUGUGUAUGUCUAAAGGCAGCCCCCCCUCGCCCACCUUCUCCCCGACACACCUGCCCACUGCAGGGGUCUCGUUCUGACUCGGUGCUGGUUCUGCAGCAUGGGCUGCCUCCCUGCUCCCCAGCGCUGGUCGAGGCGAUUUUUCUAGGUUUGGGGGCAAAUUUGCAGAAAUUCGAUUCUCUCCUUCCCUCUCCCAGGCCUCGCUCCAGCCUCUCACAAUCAGCCUCCGACAGGCGCUUUGGCACUUUGGUUUGGAGGUGGGGAAACUGAGGCACGGCUCCUCUGCCCAGGUCAUGCAGGAAGUUGGUAGAGAGCCCAGCUCCCCUGACUCCCAGCCCUGCGCUGAGCCCCCCUGGGCCAGGCCGGCUCGUAAACAGCCUGUUGGAAUAGCAGGGGGUGUUGGCAGCACAGGCCGAAGGGGCUUGAGCAGAAAACCCUUCGCCAGCUUGUGUCCCUGGGGCCCAGAAAUCCUUUAGGGGAGCACCAGCCUCAUUCUCCCCUUGGCCAACCCCUUGGCCGCUGGCUGAGAGCCUUGCACUGGCAUAGGCAGCUCAGGGAGGCUGCCUGGCACCCUUAGCCCAGCACUGGGCACCCCUGGGUGCCAACUUCUUCUGCAUCCACCUGAAUGCCUCUACCGGUGCCCAGUUGCUCACCCAGUCGGUGCAGCCUCGGGACCCGGGCUGUGCCCCUGGGCACGGGGGCAGUUCUAGGGCACGUCCCCUUUCGCGGUGCGGCCCCAGUGGAGUUGGUGGAAGCUGGGCCCGGGCAGCGCUGUGCCCUAGGAUGGGGCUGGAGGUAUUGGUGGCUCUUCGCUCUUGCUGGGGCGAGGGCAGGCUGGUGAGGGCGCUAGGUUGGUUUCUCAGAGCUAGCAGGAGAGACCAGGAGUCUGGGCAAAUAUCCCCCGUCCCCACCUGUCUGCAGACUCCCUCCCUUCUGUAAGGGGCUGCCCCCUGCACAGCACAGCCAUAGCAGUGAUGCCUGGAUUCUCCUUUCUGGGGGCCCGGGCAAGGCUCACAGACCCCUCCCCCCCCGAGGCCCAGGCCCCAUUCUUCUUUGGAGCCACCCUCUGGGUCUUUUCUCCAGAGCUCCCUGCGUCGUGUGUGCCCCCUCCCAUCCCCCAUCGAGCCUGUGCCGGGGCGGGGCGGGGGAGUGAAACCGACGGGGACUGGAACAAGAAACAAGACAGCACUGAAGAUGAGACUGAAGCCUACACGUGUGUGUAUAAGCAUGUACAUAAAUA
Molecule: messenger RNA, 5409 nt
Organism: Mauremys mutica (yellowpond turtle)
Lineage: Eukaryota; Metazoa; Chordata; Testudines; Geoemydidae
Gene: ZFPM1
Product: zinc finger protein, FOG family member 1
Exons: 10
Coding region: 296-3913 (1205 amino acids)
Biological process (GO): erythrocyte differentiation; positive regulation of transcription by RNA polymerase II; megakaryocyte differentiation
Cellular component (GO): nucleus
Molecular function (GO): RNA polymerase II-specific DNA-binding transcription factor binding
Source: RefSeq, a predicted model, not a curated record